GCUGUCCAGCGAAAAAUGAAGAUCGAGAUGGCACAGGACGGCGAAUACUUCAGUAUAGGAAGUAUCGUAAGCUGUACAACAUGCUAUAACCAGAAAAUACAAGGAGAAGUACUUGCUUUUGAUGAAGGAACAAAAAUGCUUGCAAUCAAAUCUUCUGCAGCAAGUGGAAAACACAAUCGUCAUGACAUCCGCAUGGUGAACCUGGCAUAUGUGAGUGACAUUAAAGUCAUUCAGGAGUCGGAUGAGCCAGCCCCAGCAUUGACCAGUCUUAACUUACAGAAGAUUACAUCCCGAUUGAGAGAGAACUUGGAUGCAAAGAAGCAGAAAGUGAACUAUGUUGGCAUAGGAGUUAGUGCUGAUGGACAGAAGGUGUUCAAUUCCAUUGUGAAAACACUUAAUGAUUCAAGAUGGGAGGGCAAGAAUAUCAUAGUGAUGGAUGAGGUGUCAAUACGGCCACCCUACAGUGUGGAUGACUGCCGAGGCAAAGAUGGACAGUUGUUAAGUCACGUGAAAAAAAUAGUUCGUAAACACUAUACAACAGAAGAGGGACAAAAAACAGAAUCGCGCAAGUCAAUGUCCCCAUCGUCUGCCUCACCUGUGUCUUCGUGAAGAGUCCUGGCCACGAAAAGGAGCAUUCAACACCUCAACACAGCGUAAUCUCAUACACAGUAAUAUACAGAUAGCAAGGAGGAUAUUUCUUUCAAAAAACAUUUCCAACCAUUUUGUCUGAAUUAGUUUAAUGUGUAUCUACUUUGGAGAUUUUUUUUUUUUUUUCCUAGACGUUUACAAUGAAACAAAUAGUUAUUUAAGAUUUACUAAAACUUCAGAAAAUCAUAGAACUAAAUAUGGUUUCAUUUUUUAAUUAGCCCAACAUACAAUCAAGGUCUCCCCAUUAAUAUGUCAUGCACAACUUUAUGUUGUGAGGCCCAUUCAUGAUGUCCGUUAUAGAAGAAUGAUAGAAUCUGCUAAUUUUUUCUGUUCAAAGUCAAUUCGUUUCACUAUGUUCUGAUUUAUUCCCAAUAUUCUGAAAUAAAACGCCAAGCAAAGUCAAGAACAAAUUAUAACUGAAUGAUGAAAUAAGACUGGAGAUACAUUGAUCUAGAACACAUGUUAUAGAUUCUAUUUCUCGCACACAAUUGAGUCGAAUGUGUAUAAAUACAAAACAAACUGAUUUAAUUUCCAAAUUCUUCAAGUUGACAAAAUUACCUCCCUUACGUGGAUAAUACUAUAGUAAUUCUGACACCACUAUGUGCAACAUAUUGAAGAUAUCAGACAGACUGGAUAUUUAUUCUGAGAAGCUCAUGAAAUUUGUCAGUCUUAUGUACAAGAAAUUCACGAACAUUGCAUUGUAUAGUUAAAGUGUGAUUGUCUUGUGUACAGACUGACAAAGAAACACUUUGUAAGUUCUUGGUUUGUGUUUUGAAUAUUGGACACAUAUCUCUCUUCUUUAUGAUAGAAAAUAAACAUCAUGGAAAUGAUAUUCUCUAACAUCAGCAGAACAAAAUUAUAAUCUUUUACCACGAGGUACAAUUGCAUACAUACAGAGACAUAUUUUUCUGGGGGGUGUUAUUUAUUCAAGUAAAAUUGUUGUAGAUGAUUUUUUUUUUUUAUAUUUUUCUAUAUUUGCUUUUACUUAACUUAUUUCUGCAUCUAUUUUUCACCCUUUCUUUCUCUCAAAUUUUUGUUUCUUUGAGUUCAUAAAUCAUGCUUCAUGAAAAGGUCCUGUCAGGUACAGAGAAAUACAUUUUGGCAUUCUGACUAUGAUAAAGCUAUGGCUAAUCAGUCUGAUAGCCAGUCAUUGUUUCCAAUUCAGUAAAUUACUUUUGUAUUUUUUUAUUUAACAUUCAUAGAGAGUUGAAAUAUUAAAAAAAAAAAAAUAACAAUUUGAACACAUACAACACUUAUGUGUGAAAUUUGCUGAUACAAAUCUUGCUUAUCGAUGGUUUGUUCAUCUUUCUGAUAUUAUGCCACAGUCAUAAAGCUUCAAUCAUGACAGCAAUUACAUGCAUGUAAUUGAAAUUUAAAAACAGUGGAAAAGAAAGGUUUUCAAUUUCUUUCCACAACUGGCAUGUUGCAUUAUGUAACACUAAACACAUUUGUAUCUAUAACCAUUUUAAUCUUCUUUUCAAUAUGGUUAUGAUAUGCUGGCAAGUAACAGAAUUUUUCAUUGGAAAGAUAUUUUUGGGGUUUUUGUUUUUUUUUUAUGUAUUCAAGUAAAACUUUUCCAAUUCAAUGUAACAAAUACAGGUGCUAUAGCGUUGAUCGUAACUAAAUAGCACUAUGUUUUGUGCAUUGUAACAGUAACUAAGAUGAAUUAGCCUGAAUGAAAUCUGUUGUUUUGGAAGUGAUGGUUUGAGACUUAUGACUUCAGUUACAUUAUCAUAAUAUACCAUGAGAGUGACAGGAAAACAAUUUGCCAUGACAAAUCAGGUCUAUCUUCUUAUCUUCAAAAAAUCAUGAAUCCUUUAUGAUGUUUUUAUUUUGGCAAUGUUUUCCUUAAGCUUUAAUAAAUAAUGCUUUUUCCCUGGUAUUUUUUUUAACCCUUAAGUGCUUUUAAGAAACAGAUUUGAGGUCAAAUAUCCUUUUGUCAACUGUUCAAAUUCUCAUGCGGACACUUAUAUUUGUAAUAUUGAAUAAUUAAAUUUCUAAAUUACUGAUAUAUGAAAUUGAAUUACCAUUGGAACUAGACAUUUCACUUUGUAGAGUUAUAAUGUAACUGAAGACAGAGUAGGACAAUUAAUUACAUUAUGUACAUUUUUUUUUACAUCUAGGUCUUAAAUAUGUUUUGGCCUCUGUAAAGUGUAGUGUUUACUGUGUUUUUAUUUGCUUCCUUGGCUGCUGUGCUGCCCCUUUCUAAUGUAACAGCUGCUUUUUGACCUUUAUACUACAGACGGCCUGGAAUGAUUUCUACCUAACUAUCUUGUUAUUGAGAACUUCAUUGGCAAGUUAUUGAGAUAAAUAUAAUUCUAACAGCCACUGCAGAAUCUUGUGUAAGUUGUUUGUAGUUACAUCAAGGCAGGAAGCACAUACAAGAUUGUGGCUUCAGAGAUAUAUCAAGAUCUUGAUAAGAUUUCUGUGUUGAAAUAGCCUUAAAGAAAAGCAAUUCUUAGUUCUAAGAAUCAGAUUCCUGGUCAAGCUACAUGUAAUUGUUAAAUGUAUUACUCACAGUUUCAGUUGGUAGGGAAUCAAAAGAAUGUUUGGUAUGGUUGUGAUGUGUUCCAUUUGUUUACUAACAAUUUUAUGAAUGUACUUGAAAUAAGUUUUAGGAAAAAGAAGCAUUAUCUUUAAAAUAGUUUUUAGGUCGUGUUAUGAAAAAUGCACAGUAAUUUUUAGGACUUUUUUUGGCAAAUUUAGGACACCAUUUUAGGACUUUUUUAGGCCAGAUUUCAAAAUUGUUUUUGAAUCCCAUUCCAUUGCUUCAUACUGCAGAAUUAUCUGCUCAUUUAAGCAGGUGUUGAUUCUUAAGCCGUUAAUUUUCAGGAGGAAAUUAUGUUCAAUAUCUGCCUUAAAGGGCAGAUAACUCAGCAUUACCAAAAGAAAGACUCAAUUCAUAAUUAAAAUUUGGAUAAGUCCACACAAUGUAAGUCCUUAAAUUAUUUUGGAUUCAAAUCUUACUUCAAAUAUAAUUUGAUCAAAAGAAUUACAAAUAGAAUUUGUUUGUCAGGUAAAAUUAUGAUUAUGAAAUUUCAGAUUAAAUUUUAAUGUUGAAUAUAAAAUAUAGGAUAUGCACAAAUUGUGAAGAUUUGUAGCAUGAUGAUGAUAUAAGUCUUUUGUCUAUCUUUUUUUCUGUCUUUGUGGAAUUUGAUUGCAAGAUUUUCAAGAUAUCAAAGAUUUCUAUUUAAUCAAUUUAUCAAUUAAAUUCUAUUCGGUAGGCAUGAAUUUAUUUCAUGCAGCUCCUUAGUAAGUUAAAGCAAUUUCCAAUUAUCGAUUUUUUCUGCUACUUAUUAUUUACUGAAAAGUUCCUCAAAAAGAAAUAUUCAGCAAUUUUUUCUAAAGUGCAGAUGCCGUUGAAAAAUUCAUAAUCAUCAUAAAGUACUUGCACGAGCUCAGUGGAAAAGGAAUGAUGAUGUAAAAUGUAAGCUGACAUUUUUACACUGAUUGAACCAAGUACAAUGCAUACGUAGGCAUUUCUGUAGAUACUGGUACAAAGUAUUUUUAUGUCUCGUCACCUUCAGGCACCACUUACUACAGGUAUGAUAUCAAUACAACUAUCCCAUUGAAUUCAAGUCCAUAACCGGACAGAACAUUUUAUUUUUAUUAUUUGAAGACUGCAAAAAUGACAUAAUUUUUGAUUUAGUUGGAAAUACAACUGGAAUUAAAAAUAGAUUUUUACCAUCUACAUGUCCAGUAAAAAAAUAGACAAAGAGAAAAUAUUCAAAUGUAUGGUAUUUUCUUUCUUUGAUUCAGGAAUUAUUUUCUUGAAGAUCAAUUUAAUGUUCUAACGAAAUAUAUCUGUUAACUAAAAUAUUUCUCUUUACAAGUUUACCAUGCAAACAUAAACAAAACAAUAUUUUCUCACUGAUAUCAUAAGCAGUUUUCUUUUAUUUAUUUUCAUUUUUUUUCCAUACAUACAUUGUAAAUGUUUACUGAUUCAAAAGACAGUAAACAAAAGAAGGCGACGAAGGAUGUUUAUUUACCAGUAAACAGGAAAGAUGAUUGAAAAAAAUAAAACAAAGAUUUUCAAAAAAGA
This is a messenger RNA of Ylistrum balloti, 4690 nucleotides long. RefSeq names its product protein LSM12-like. The record is from RefSeq and is a predicted model, not a curated record. The transcript is spliced from 5 exons. NCBI's taxonomy places the organism in Eukaryota, Metazoa, Mollusca, Bivalvia, Pectinida, Pectinidae. Bases 16 to 609 code for a protein of 197 amino acids.